This is a messenger RNA of Penicillium odoratum, 990 nucleotides long. RefSeq lists its product as uncharacterized. Gene Ontology annotation, molecular function: aldose 1-epimerase activity; carbohydrate binding. NCBI's taxonomy places the organism in Eukaryota, Fungi, Ascomycota, Eurotiomycetes, Eurotiales, Aspergillaceae. The transcript is spliced from 2 exons. The record is from RefSeq and is a predicted model, not a curated record. The coding region runs from base 1 to 990 and encodes 329 amino acids. Gene Ontology annotation, biological process: glucose metabolic process; beta-D-galactose catabolic process via UDP-galactose, Leloir pathway.
AUGUCUGCCCCUGAACAAGCUGCAUUCACCUUCCUUCCUCUCGGUGCCAUUAUCCAGGAGUUCCGUAUUGGCGGGAAGAACAUCGUCCUGGGCUUCCCCACGCAGGAUCACUAUAUCAAGCACAACACCCCGCACUAUGGUGCCACUAUCGGCCGGGUCGCCAACCGGAUUAAGGAUGGUCUCAUUAACAAUCUGAACGGUCGGGACUACCAGCUGGUGAAAAACAAUGGUCCAAAUGCCCUUCACGGCGGCGAGAAGGGGUGGGGGAAGCGCAUCUUUGAUGGCCCACAUACCGUCAAUCGUCAUGGUCGCGAUGCCUUGCUCUUCAAGUACCUCUGCCAAGAUGCGGAGGAGGGGUAUCCUGGUACUGUCGAGGUACGAGUCUGGUAUACUGCUAGCAAGGAGGAGGACAAGACUGUCCUGACAGCCGAGUAUGAGGUGGAGUUUGUGGGGGAUGAGUGUGAGGAGACUAUCGUCAACAUCACCAACCACAGCUACUUCAACAUUGGUGAUGGGGCCACUAUCACUGGGACCAUCGCCCAGCUGGAUACUGACGACUACCUGCCCCUCGACUCCACUGGAAUUCCAGAGGGUGGGAUGGCCAAGUUCCCCCGCAACGUUACCAAACCCUUUGAGCUCGAGGCAACCGGUCCCCAUAUCGACGAUGUCUUCGUUCUGGAGACCGACCCCACCAAGAUCCCUCUGGAUACCCGUGGCUUGCCCGUUCGCCGCCUUGCUCAGUUCAGCAACCCCACUACUGGCAUUCAUCUAGAGGUGCACAGCACCGAGCCUGCAUUCCAAUUCUACACGGGCAAAUACGUCAAUGUCCCAUCUAUCGAUGGUGCCCCCGCCCACACCGAGGGAGCCGGAUUCUGUGUUGAGCCUAGUCGAUACGUGAACGCCAUCAAUGAGCCCGCGUGGCGAUCCAUGGUGUUGCUGAAGAAAGGACAAACUUUCGGAUGUAAGAAUGUGUAUAAGGCUUGGAUUUAA